UAUCGAGAAGUCAGGGACAUGGGAUGUGGAGUUGAGCCAUUGAAAUACCUGCGGUUCCGCCGCCGACUCAGGGAAGCAUGUUUGGUCUUUGGGCCUUGAUCUUGAACCUGGGCUUCAUUCUUUUUGACCUUUGAGAAGCAAGUUGGCUCUUGAAUGAGCCUGACUGAGUUGUCUUGUUGAUUGAGAGUUUGCCUCAACGACACAUAAGGUCCGACUUACACGGUUCCGCAAAUACCAACCUCCCUUGCCAAGUGGUUUCCAACGCGCUUCCAUUUCCCGUAAUGGAACCCAAAUCAGCCAUCGUCGACCACGACGCAACCGAGCAGACGGACGUCAAAGACGUACAAGAUGGAACCUCCCAGUACGACGAGACCCUGGCGCCGACGCCCGCACAAAACAGGCGCAUCCUGUGGAAGACUGACCUCGUCGUCCUCCCCUGCGCCGUAAUCAGCAUGACCCUCGCGUUCCUCGACAAGAACGCCCUAGGCUUCGCCGCAAUCUUUGGCCUCCGACAAGACGCAAACCUAAAGGGGCAGGAAUACUCCUGGCUCGGCUCCGUCUUCUACUUUGGCUACCUGGCCAUGGAAUUCCCGGCCCUCUAUCUUAUCACCAAGCUCCCCAUCGGAAAAUUCAUCGGCGCCUGCCUCGUCCUAUGGGGCGCCUGCAUCUGCCUCAUGUCCGCCUGCCACAACUUCGCCGGCCUCGCCGCCAUCCGCGUCCUGCUCGGCAUCUUUGAGGCCGCCCUGCUCCCCUGCAUGCUCGUCCUCAACGCGACGUGGUACCGCCGCGAAGAGCAGCCCCUACGGACGGCGCUGUGGCAUAAUACCUUUGCCGGCGUGUUUGGCGGUAUUCUGUCUUACGCGAUUGGGAAUAUUAAGGGGAGCCUGUCGACGUGGAAGUACAUCUUCAUCAUCUACGGCGCCGUCACCGUCCUCGUCGGGUUCGUGGUUCUCUUUGCGCUGCCCGAUUCCCCGCAAAAGGCGUGGUUCUUUGACGAGCGGGAGAAGAGACAGGUCGUCUCCCGCCUCGCCGAGAACCAGACGGGCGUCGACGUCAAGAAGAAGUUCGACGCGCAGCAGAUCCUCGAGGCUGUCAAGGACCCGAAAUGCUGGUGCGUAUGGGCCUGCGCCAUCGGCUACGCCGUCGCCAACGCGGGCAUCACAAACUUCAACCCGCUCAUCAUCUCGGGCUACGGCUUCAGCCAGACGAAAACCGUCCUCAUGGCCACCCCCCAAGCCGCGGUCGCCAUGGUCGCCGGCGUCGUCCUCACCACAAUCUCCAUGUUCGUGCAGAACCUGCGCUGCCUGUUCUGGAUCUUCUCCGCGCUCGUCGGGCUCGUCGGCGCGGUGAUGGUACACACGCUCGACAUCAACCAGAACAGAAACGCUAGCCUGGCGUGCGUGUACAUCAUGGGUUUCUAUAACGUCCCCUGGGUCUUUAUGCUGAGCCUCAACUCGUCCAACACGGCGGGCGCGACAAAGAAGAGCUUCAUGGGCGUCACGGUGGCCGUGUGCUACGCCGUCGGCAACAUUGUCGGACCCCAGCUGUUCUUGUCGAGCCAGGCGCCGCGGUACCCGCUCGGCAUCAGCGCCAUGAUGUUCGCUUUUGCGCUCAUGGCCGCGUCCGGGCUCGUGUACUACCUUCUCUGCGUGGCCGAGAACAGGCGUCGCAAUUCAAAGUUUGGGGUGCCCGAGGAUAGGUUGCAGGCUGGUCUUGAGCAGGAGAGGGAGGAUAAGACUGAUGGGGAGAAUAAAGACUUCCGGUAUACUUACUAAUCGUUUGGUCAUCUGUCGUAAAGCGAGAUGUAGUUAUUGCCCCCGACGAGGGCUAAUCCAAUUUUCAAUCUGAUUUGAUGAGACUUCUAUGCAAUUGUAGUGUGGCAACCGGGCCCAUGGUGUCCAGUAGGGUGAACCAGAAGAUGAUGCUCCAGAAGAAUGAUCAA
Colletotrichum acutatum is the source of this 1942-nucleotide messenger RNA. RefSeq names its product major facilitator superfamily transporter. Gene Ontology annotation, biological process: transmembrane transport. The transcript is spliced from 2 exons. Gene Ontology annotation, molecular function: transmembrane transporter activity. NCBI's taxonomy places the organism in Eukaryota, Fungi, Ascomycota, Sordariomycetes, Glomerellales, Glomerellaceae. Gene Ontology annotation, cellular component: membrane. The coding region runs from base 282 to 1775 and encodes 497 amino acids. The record is from RefSeq and is a predicted model, not a curated record.